UCACCACUGGGAUGUUGAGGGGAAGAGAAAGAAGAAUCAGCAUGGAGUCUCCUCUGAGUGGGAAGCAGUGAUAGGGUGUUACUUGUGGCUACUGAAUCCAGUCUAGAGGCGACCAAAACCUGCACCUCACUUGGAAAGCUGCCCUAUUUCACUUUAAGGUUUGAUCUGCUUGAUCUGCGUGACCUAAAAAUGUCUUCCGUCUGUUUGCUUCUGCUACUUCACUGUGUGGCCAGUGCUAUUGAGCUACAAGUCCCAGAUGCUCCAGUCAUUGGACUUUUAGGUGAAGACGUUCUGCUCCCUUGCUGGUUCUCGCCUCCAGCCGGCUUCUCUUUGGAGGCGCUCAGUGUGUUUUGGAAGGUGACAAACUUUCAACAGGUUCAUGCUUUUUCUCGGGGUCAGGAGCAGCUGGAGAACCAGGAUCCAGAGUUCAAGAACCGUACUCUUUUAUUCCCUUCAGAGCUUUCCAAUGGUAACAUGUCCCUCCUCCUUCGAGAAGUACGUCUGUCAGACGAAGGCAUCUAUACUUGCUUUGUUAACGUGGAGACCCCCAGCUCAGCUGCUGUUAUACUGCAGGUGGCAGCCCCUUUCUCCAAGCCUGUUCUGCACUUGGAGCCUAGUGAGAGUCUUAAACCUGGAGACAAUGUCACGAUAACAUGCCAUACCUAUCACGGAUACCCACAGGUCGAGCUGGUAUGGCAAGACGGAAAUGGACACAACUUAACAGAGACAGUUACCACAUCACAGGUGGCUAAUGAUGAAGGCCUAUUCCAUGUCCAGAGCAACAUCGUAAUCACCCUGGAGACCAGUGACACCUAUACAUGCUUAGUGUACAAUCCAGUGCUAAGAGAUGUGAUAAAUUCAUCUCUCACGGUGACCGGUCAGCAUCUCUCGUUUCCUCCGGUAGCCAUGUGGGUGACAGUGGGUCUGUGCGUGUGUCUCCUGGGUCUCCUUGUGGCUCUGGCAUUGGUUUGUAGAAAGCAGCUGAUACAGACCUGUGAGGAAGAGCAGGCGGAAGCAGGGAAUGAAGAAGUUGAAGAAAACGGAGAGCUAAAAACAGCCAUGCAGCCUCUGAAAACGAAUUCAACAGGAGACGAUGAUGGCACGUCGUUCUUAGAGUGAGACUAUCCAUCUGCAUCGUGCUAUCAUCAUGGGUUGAUGAUGAAGGUUUUGUAUACGGAUUUUACAGAGGUUUCCGCAGCACACUGGCUCCAUGCUGGGUUAUCACAAGGGAUCUCCAUCAAGACGAUCCAUCCACUUGAAAAAUGCAACUUGCAGAUUCUGAAUUCUUUAAAAUAAACUAGGACAUUUUAUAGGUUAAACCUCCUGUUGCCAGGUUGGCUGGCUUAUGGCUGCAUAAGUACAUUGCCAUAUUCUACUGGCAGCAGUAAAUGAUAUGAAAUAGGUGGCCUUAUCGUACUGCAAUGGACUAAUACUGGAGGAUGGAAGGCAACCUAUUAUAAUUCUCCAAAGUGCAUUUCGAAUAGACACGGUGGGCCUCUCUUCCUCCAUUUUUCUUCCCACAAGGCAGACAUACUGACUCAGGCCUAGUUCUGUGUAAAAGGAACAAUCCAUGUUUAGACCAUUCCAGGAAGGCAGGAGGAAUAUAUGGACCCUUAGAUGACUACAUGGCUUUUAAAUGUGCCGUUGCUGACCAAUAGAAACACUGUAUUUUAUCCAAAAGUUAGCGAACUGUGGAUGUAAAGACAUUUCCGUGAUGAGAGAAGGCCCUAAUACAAGUUGCUGUUUUUAAUAUAUUUUAUCUUGCAAAUCCGCUGGUUCGGAUUUGUUGUCGAAGGUCACGGAAGCAUGAAUCAGCUGCAUCCCUGUCAGAAAAAAAAAAAAAUCUUCAAUAUUGUGCCUUACCUAGGUUGCACAUGCCUGUACAAAUCAGAUGUGGACAAUCCCAACAAGUGUGUGUUUUUGUAGAUUUUAAAUAAAA
This is a messenger RNA of Pelobates fuscus (common spadefoot toad), 1939 nucleotides long. RefSeq names its product CD276 molecule (gene CD276). Gene Ontology annotation, molecular function: signaling receptor binding. Lineage: Eukaryota; Metazoa; Chordata; Amphibia; Anura; Pelobatidae. The record is from RefSeq and is a predicted model, not a curated record. Gene Ontology annotation, biological process: regulation of cytokine production; T cell receptor signaling pathway. The transcript has 8 exons. Gene Ontology annotation, cellular component: external side of plasma membrane. The coding region runs from base 190 to 1119 and encodes 309 amino acids.